UACCGAAAAUAAAAAUAGAAAAGGAAUAAAAACAUGUUUCGCUUGGGUAAUUGAUUCAAGUUUUUUGAUCGAACCAAAGGCUAAAAACAUCGACCGAACCCUCGUCUCGAAUCGCUUUCUAAACCAGAGCGGAGGCGUUUGCUCGUCGCACCGAUGGUUUGGGGUCUCUUUCCCGUCGAUCCACUUCCAGGUGAACUUGAAUAUUAUAUCUUCAGCAAAGGAACAUACAAAGUGGGCCGAAAAGGAUGUGAUAUAAUUACUAAUAAAGACAAAGGAGUGUCAAGGGUACAUGCAGAAAUUAUUGUAGAUGAAAUGGUUUGCAUGGAUCAUUUACAAAAGAGACUUUCACAUAAAUCCUCCAAAGUUCGGAUAAGAGACUGCUCCAAGUACGGGACCUUUAUUAACAAGAAUACGGAUUCUAAGGAAAAGGUUCAUGAAUUUUCCAAUAAAGAGACAACUCUGACCGAUGGGGACCUUGUCGCAUUUGGAACUGGAAACGCAAAAUACAGGUUUUCUUUUGUUUCUCUUGUAAUUUUUGCACCGUCCAAGUCUUUAGAGAUGAAUCAACUACAAGACAAGAUGUCGUCGAUUGGUGCCGGUGUUAGUCAAACAUGGACUUCAAAAUGCACGCAUAUGGUUAUUGAUGACUUCACCUCUAUGAAUGAUGACAUCAUUGACGCUAUAGUGGCUAAAAAACCCCUUGUCAGAUUUAGCUGGAUCGAGUUAAUUGCAGGAAAAACUAUUUGCACCGAAAUGCCAAGCUCCCUCUCGCAUGCACCAACUUUAACAUUCGAAGGGGUAUCUCUCAAAGUUGCUGACCAACAAUCUCGAGAACAUUGUUUGAAAGGAUACACUUUUCUGUUGGAAUCUAUACACGAGCAGUAUAAAUUUAAGGAAAAGUUGCAGUUGCUUUUGGAAGCGGGAGGUGCAAAAGUUGUUUAUGCUGAAACUCUGGAUCCAUGUGCCCACAAUUUAGAAGACAAUCUGGUGCGUGUGAUGCCAGCUGGAUUGACAAGAAGCACUAGAAUAUUGAAUAAAUUCAAUUCUCUGCCUAAGGUGAAUGAGACGGAUAUAAUCUCAGCAGUUUGUUCUGGACAUUUGGAUCCUUCAAUUAUGGCAUCAUCACCCGUGUUGGUCUCGUCUUCAUGUUCGACAGAUGAGACAGUGGUGGCAGAUUCUGAUGUAGAAUUGGAAACUGCUACGUCAGCUCACAAAUCUGUGGUGGUGAACUUAGUUGAGUCUGCUGAAGUUGAAUCCGAGAGAAAUAUAGCAAUCCACGAGACGGAAUCUUCCGGAAAAGAUUGCAAAGCGGAAGAUGUUCAUAUUUCAGAAUCCGCCGAGCACAACAGUUUUGGAGGGAAUACAGCUGCAUUCAAAACUAGCGAACACGAGAGCCAAGGAUUUUUACCUCUUAAUCGGAGUACUUUUAAACCUGUCAAGACUGAUAGUGUCAACAGCAUCACUUCAUCAGAUGACAGAAACGAAGUUACUGUGUCGAGAAAGGAUAAGGGCCAUUCAUCUGAAAGCGAGAAUAUUGAUGUUAUAUACAGCCAAGAUCUAAUUGUUCGAGCGCCCAGAUUACCACAAUCUGGCCGUUCUUCUUCAAUAAGUGGUGCAUGUGUAGACUUCAAACUUUUCAGGAAGACGAGUACUCCAUCGGGAAACAGCUUCAGCAAUCUUAUUCCGUUUUCAAAGUAUCCAUACGGAGAUUCUGAAUAUGGGAAUGAAGACGUUGCUGAGUCUGUGAAAGAGGAGAAAAAACGGAAACAGAUGGAAGCUAUUGCAGAUGACUUAUUUAACACUGAGAAGGGAAGAAAGCGUGCUGCAACUGGUCCUCUUCGUGGGCUUUUUACUCGUGCUUAGUUGAGAGGUAUGUCGUAUGCAGUGUGUAUACUAGUUAGUAAUAAAUCAAAGUAUAAUUCAUGUGCCAAACACCGUUGUUUCAUAUCUGGUCGUAAUUUGCAUUUGUCACUUGUGUUUUUGCUCAAUGCUAAAAAUAUUGUCCUUCUA
Molecule: messenger RNA, 2010 nt
Organism: Erythranthe guttata (spotted monkey flower)
Lineage: Eukaryota; Viridiplantae; Streptophyta; Magnoliopsida; Lamiales; Phrymaceae
Gene: NBS1
Product: nijmegen breakage syndrome 1
Biological process (GO): double-strand break repair via homologous recombination; mitotic G2 DNA damage checkpoint signaling
Cellular component (GO): Mre11 complex
Molecular function (GO): protein binding; damaged DNA binding
Source: RefSeq, a predicted model, not a curated record